AGGAAACCAUCGAGCCGUCGUCCUCCGGCGUUCCUAGAGCGGACAAGAAAGCGUGCAAGGGAGCGAGCGCGACCCUCGGCAAAGAGCUAAUUCGGUGCUUGAGAGCAUUCGGUCUCUCAUGUUGGUCUUCAGCUGCCUGAGUGGUGACUUUGCUCCGGGUUAGGGAGGAACUGCGAACAAGGGGCUGGGAAGCAGCUAGAGCUCUGGGGGUGGGCAGAAGCCUUCCGCUACCGGAGGGCGGUCUGUGCUGGGCCGGCGCUGGAGCCGGAGAUACCAGUACUGCGGCCCAGGAGGACGAAGCGGUGGAGCUAGUAAACCAGGCACAACCUUCUGCUGCGUGUUUCAUCAGUUGAGCGCAAUUUUAAAUACGUAUUAAAGGAAUAUUCAUGAGGAGACAGUCAAAAGGAAGUUCUCCAGAACAGAGAACAGUCUGAAGCUAGGGAUGGCGACAGCACUGGGGAGUGCUCAUUUCCCAGCUCCAUUGAAUCUGAAGAAGGGGCUUCUGUUGGUGAAGGAGGAUCACUGUUUUACUCAGGAACAGGGAUUCAAACAGCAUGGAAACAGGUGCCUAGGGCAGGAGUCAUUGUCCAAACAAUUCAGGCAGUUGCGCUAUGAAGAGACCACAGGACCUCGAGAGGCGCUGAGCCAUCUCCGGGAACUUUGCCGACUGUGGCUGAGGCCAGAGACUCACACCAAGGAGCAGAUCCUGGAGCUGCUAGUGCUGGACCAGUUCCUGACUAUCCUUCCUGAGGAGCUCCAGGCCCAAGUACAGGAGCAUCACCCAAAGAGCGGGGAGGACGUGGUUAUUGUCUUGGAGGAUUUGCAGCCAGAUCUUAGAGAAACAGGACAACAUAUGGUAAGGGUCAGAUGUGCUCUUUCUCAGGACCCAGACCAGGCAAAGAAACAGAAAAUGUAUGUGGAGGAGACAGUCUCUCUGAAAGCAGAGCAGGAACAGCAGGUCCAACCUAAGCAUGAUGUUCCAAAGCCUGGCAAAGAGACGGGUGAGGAGACAAGGAUUAAGAAUGGGAAGCUGGUUGUAAAGACAGACUCUUGUGGAGGAGUGGAGUCAUCUCAGAAAAUAUCCGAACCCACAGAUGCUCAUUCUAAGGACUCUAACUUGGAAAGGCAGCAGGCCAAGCCCCAGGCGAAGACUGACUAUAAUUGCUCAAAAUGUGGGGAGGGAUUCAUCCAGCACUCAGACCUGAUUAAACAUGAAAGUAUGCAUACAGGAGAAAAGUUUGGUAAAUCUGAAGUGUAUCAGAGUUCUAGUCUCAUUGGACAUCAGAAAAUUCACUCUAGAGGGAAAGGUCAUCAGUGUCAUGAGUGUGGGAAAGCCUUUCAGAGAAGUUCACACCUUGUCAGACAUCAGAAAAUCCAUCUUGGUGAGAAGCCUUAUCAAUGCAAGGAGUGUGGAAAAGUCUUUAGCCAGAAUGCAGGCCUUUUGGAACAUCUCAGAAUCCAUACUGGAGAGAAACCUUAUCUGUGUAUCCACUGUGGAAAGAACUUUAGGCGCAACUCUCACCUUAAUCGACACCAGAGGAUACACAGUCAGGAGGAGCCCUGUGAGUGCACGGAGUGUGGAAAAACCUUUAGUCAGGCCCUUUUCCUCACGCACCAUCAGAGAAUCCACGGUCAUUCCAAAAGCCAUCAAUGUAACGAGUGUGGGAAAGCCUUCAGUUUGACCUCAGACCUUAUUCGACAUCACAGGAUUCACACUGGAGAAAAACCUUUCAAGUGUAAUAUAUGCCAGAAAGCCUUCCGACUAAAUUCACAUCUUGCUCAGCAUGUGAGAAUCCACACUGAAGAAAAACCUUAUGAGUGUAAUGAAUGUGGAGAAGCCUUCAGGCAGAGGUCAGGUCUUUUUCAGCAUCAGAGAUAUCACCACAAAGACAAGCUGUCUUGAGGUGGCCUUUUCUGAUGUUUUGUAAACAUCAAAGACAGUAUAUUGACAAGCAAACAGCACUUUAGAAAACAUCACUCUAGCUGAUUCUGGCAUCAGAGAACUCUUGGAGGCCAAGUUGGAGGCUAUGUGCUUCCACUUCUACCUUUAGUUUCCUUGAAGUCAACUUUGGGCAACAAUAAUUUGACCCUAGAUAGUACUGUGGAAUCAGAGUUAAAUAGCAUUCUUUAUUGUGGGACUUCUCUGGCUCUUUAACAUGGUAAAUGCAUGAUUAUCCAUUUCCAAGUAGUAGAGAGACUCAAGAUUGAACUAUGUCUUUGAAGUCAGCAGCCAGUCAGUAUCCACAGAUUUACAGGCUUAAACAGAAGAAGAGCAGGUUGAAAUUUUUGCAUACACUACAGCAAAACUCUAUAAAAUAAAACUAAUAAUGUUUGAACAAAUACCACAUUCAAAGGUCUCUUAAAGUUCAGGUUAAUGGUGGACACUUUCCCCCACUGACUUUACUAACCAACCCAUGCUGGCAUUUCCCCCACUCUUCCCCACCCCCAAUCAACAGAAGCACUUUGGAAUGCAAAGAUAAUCUAAUUUUUUCAUUUCCCACCUCCAUCCUUGCCACAAUACUUGAUUGAUUCAAGUUAGAGAUCAAGGUUCUAUUUAGACUAUGGAAGAGAUUUCCUAAAUCAUUUGAAUGAACAGUGCUGAAUUAAUCCAGGUAGCAAUUGUCUUACUUGACAAUACCAGUGCCACUGUAGUACCUGCUGCAUAGACACUAUCUAAUAAAUGGGGAAAUAAAUUGGUCUUUUUUCCUUUAAUAUUACGAUGCACUUUUAAAAUGUUGCUUGUUCUGGAAUUCUUUGAAAGUCAAAGUCAGCUUGGAAGAGAUUAAUCUUUGAACACCAAAAUGUCACAGUAAUGAUGAAUAUUAAGCCCAGGGAAGUCUAUUUCCAAACCAUCACUAACUGAUUGGUAAUAACUACUUAGGGUACUGCUGUCUGGAAAAGUCUGCCCUGGGUGUGGGAAGAUAGGUACACCCUCGUGUAUUGCUGAGGAUUUGAUUCAGCUGCAUAUAAAUUUUUAACAAUGUAGUAGUGGCUUCGUAAAAAUUGGUUUUCCUCUCAAAUUGAAAAGACCAGAUAAGCUGUUCAGGACUGGUAAGGUGGUUCCAUGACAUCACCAGGGACCAUGGCCUCUGCCUUUCUGCUCCACCUUUCUACUUCAUGCCAGUAGUUCUUACGUCAUAUGAUCCUCAGCAGCUGCUGAAGCUCCAUUCACCAUAUGCAAAAUGAGGACAAAAUACAGAAGGACGAAAAGACUUUCCAGUUCAGUCAGCUCCCUUUGAGCAGUCUUCCUAUAAAUCACUUCAGCAUAUAUGUCAGAGUUCAAAACCUAGGGCAGGGAGGCUAGAAAGUGUCUUACUCUGGGUUGCAGAGGGCCCAGCUGAAAAUCAGGCUUCUGUCACAAAAUGAAGGGGAGAAUGAAGGCUAGAAUAAGCACUGUUGAUUUUGGCCUACUUGCUCUUCCCACUCCUUUCUGGCUGCAUGCUUACCAGAAGCAACAGCUAAUACCGUUUUUGGAGGAGGACCUGAUCUGUAGGAGAAGCAGCUGUAUCUUGCUUAUAUGAAUAAAUUAAGUUGAUAAUCAGAGGUUUUCCUUCAAGUGUUUUGAGGACUGCUGAGGUCAGUACCUAAACAUUCAGCUCUGUGUCAUAGUUUAAAUCUGUUUGAUUCUGUUCAGUUUAAGAAAGAGACAUUGAAUAUCUUUAUUUUUCUCAUUAACAAGCAAUGACAAUGAAAAGAUUCAGAGUAUGAAGAGUUAUAUACUCUUACAUACCUGGAAAUUUUACUUUGGUUUUCUUCAUAAUGAUUCUAUAGUACAUGUAUUAUAAGCAUUCUAAAUUCAUUGACACCUUAAGCAACCUAAUUCUUCCUUACAGUUCCAAAGAAAAUAGGGUUUCAUCAGUACCCUGGGGGCAGAUUUAUAACCACCUGGGCAUAAAUACUGAAUGGAAGUAUAUUUUAAUAUGUUUUCCUUAUUCUUGAAACGAAUGCAUCAAACAUAGGACAAAUGUUAUAACAUCUUGAUUAAGCUUUUGUUUGCGGUGUAAAACCUAGGCACCCUGGUAGUUAAAUUAAAAAUCCAUUCAGAGGUGCUCGCUUUGGCAGCACAUAUACUAAAAUCAGAACGAUACAGAGAAGAUUAGCAUGGCCCCUGCACAAGAAUGACACACAAAUUCGUGAAGCGUUCCAUAUUUUUAAACUCUUUAUAAGCGGAGCCAAGUGAGAAUCUCAAGAAAUUAGUAACUUCAUAUUGUACAUUAAAGUUGUAAAUUAAACUGUUUUGGUCAAGAAAAAAAA
This is a messenger RNA of Manis pentadactyla (Chinese pangolin), 4254 nucleotides long. RefSeq names its product zinc finger and SCAN domain containing 26 (gene ZSCAN26). Lineage: Eukaryota; Metazoa; Chordata; Mammalia; Pholidota; Manidae. Gene Ontology annotation, biological process: regulation of transcription by RNA polymerase II. Bases 443 to 1903 code for a protein of 486 amino acids. Gene Ontology annotation, molecular function: DNA-binding transcription factor activity, RNA polymerase II-specific; RNA polymerase II cis-regulatory region sequence-specific DNA binding. The transcript is spliced from 4 exons. The record is from RefSeq and is a predicted model, not a curated record.